Molecule: messenger RNA, 4011 nt
Organism: Neltuma alba
Lineage: Eukaryota; Viridiplantae; Streptophyta; Magnoliopsida; Fabales; Fabaceae
Exons: 4
Coding region: 1-4011 (1336 amino acids)
Molecular function (GO): nucleic acid binding
Source: RefSeq, a predicted model, not a curated record
AUGGCGGAGGAAGAUGAGAACGAUGUGUACACCCUGGAUGACUAUUUGGAUAAAGAAGGGCAGACUUUUCACUCAAGUAUCCGGUUACCAGACAUUCAAGCCAGGAAUUUUGAAAUCAAGCCUGUUAUGAUUCAACUACUGGGGAUGAUGGGCACUUUUGAAGGAAAUUUUAAGGAUGAUCCGAAUGAGCAUUUGACCAAGUUCAUAGAGGUUUGUGAGAACUUCAAACAAACUGGGGUUACUAAAGAUGCACUGAGAUUGAGAUUGUUUCCCAUGUCAUUAUCUCACAAGGCGAAAACAUGGUUGAAUUCUUUACCUGAACACUCCAUUAAGACUUGGGAUGAGCUUGUAUCUAAGUUCAAGGCCAGAUUUAUUCCAAGGGGCAAACGUGCUACAUUAAGGGGUGAGUUGCUUUCUUUUGAGCAGCAUCCGGAUGAGCUAUUUUAUGAGGCUUGGGAAAGAUUUAAGGAUAUGUGGAGAAAUUGUCCAAAUCAUGAGCAGAAGAAAUAUGUUCUAAUGGAAGCUUUCUGGAAUGGAUUGAAUGAUCAGACAGUGACAAUGCUGAAUACCGCUUCAAACGGAGGAAUCGGAAAGAUGAAGGUAAAUGAGCUAUAUGAACUGUAUGAAGAGGUGGCAUCUAGCACUAUGCAACAAUAUAACAAAAGAAGGCAAAGUUCUGGGAGACAUAAGGAGCCUAGUUCUUCAUCAUCAAGGGACAUUGCAUCGCAACUUGAAGCAAUAUCUAAAAGAUUUGACAAUCUGGAAUUGCAGAUUAAGAAAGGAAAUACUGCAGGAGUUCAUGCACUUCAGGCUCCGGGAUACACUUGUGACCAUUGUAAUGAGGAACACCAUUCUGAUCAAUGCCCAUACACCUUGGAGACAGUCAAUUAUAUGAAUAAUGCACAAAGAAGACCACAAGGGAACCCUUAUUCUCAAACUUACAACCCAAAUUUGAGAAAUCAUCCAAAUUUCUCUUGGCGAAAUGGGCCAAGUCUGAAUCCCCCACAAAUAUUACCAUCCGGUGCUAAACAAAUGGGGCCUCCUAGUUUUCAUGGUCAACCACAGCAAAAUCAAUUGCAACAGCAGCAUCCUCAAAAGGAAGAUUCCAAAAUUGAGAAGAUGUUUGCUCAAUUAUUGGCCAAUCAAGAAUCUGCAAGGGCUAAGAACAAGGCAACAUUUUCUCUCCAUGAAACUGCCAUCAAGAAUCUUGAGGUGCAAAUGGGUCAACUGGCUUCACAAAUGAAUGUACUCACAAGAAGCAGCUUACCAAGUGAUACCAUUCCCAAUCCAAAAAGGGAUGGUAAUGAAGAGUGCAAAGCGAUCAAUUUGAGAAGUGGAAAGCAGCUACCUGACAUUCAGAGACCUAGUCAGACCGGCAAGGACACCAUUAACAGUAAGGCGACUGAUCUUGAUACAAAUGAGCUUGCAGAAGAAGGUGGUAUAGUAGAAGAGGAAGAAACCAAGAAAAGGAAACAAACAGAAGAAAAUCUCACUGAUGUGGUUCGAGGAAAGAAAGUAGAGGGUGAAACGGUUGAUGAUAAAAAGAGGAAGACAACUCCUCCUCUUGCUACACAGAUGCCGCCGCUUCCAUUUCCUCAAAGGUUCAAGAAGAAAGAUGAAGAUGUCCAGUUCAAGAAAUUUGUGGACAUGUUUAAGCAAUUACACAUCAACAUCCCGUUUGCUGAAGCAUUAGAGCAGAUGCCUAAGUAUGCUAAGUUUCUUAAGGAUGUUCUCUCCAAAAAGAAGAGAUUUGGUGAAUUUGAAACGGUGGCUUUGACUGAAGAUUGUAGUGCUAUACCUUCUAUUGAGCAUCAAAGGAGAUUAAACCCAGUUAUGAAAGAGGUAGUCAAGAAAGAGAUCCUUAAAUGGCUUUCUGCUGGAAUAGUCUACCCUAUUUCUGAUAGUUCAUGGGUGAGCCCAGUUCAAUGCGUCCCUAAAAAAGGCGGUAUAACUGUAGUGGCUAACACCCAAAAUGAGCUAGUUCCAACUCGUACUGUGACAGGGUGGAGAAUUUGCAUGGAUUAUCGAAAGUUAAAUACAGCAACCAGAAAAGACCAUUUCCCGCUGCCAUUUAUUGAUCAGAUGUUGGAUAAACUUGCUGGGCAAGAAUUCUUUUGUUUCUUGGAUGGGUAUUCAGGAUACAACCAAAUUGUAAUAGCCCCAGAAGAUCAAGAGAAAACAACCUUUACUUGUCCAUAUGGCACAUUUGCUUUCAAAAGAAUGCCAUUUGGUCUUUGCAAUGCUCCAGCAACAUUUCAAAGAUGCAUGAUGGCCAUCUUUGCUGACAUGAUUGAGAAAACAAUUGAAGUGUUCAUGGAUGACUUCUCUGUUUUUGGAGAUUCUUUUGAUUGUUGUUUAGAUAAUUUGGCGGCUGUUUUGCAAAGAUGUGAAGAAACUAAUUUGGUUCUGAAUUGGGAAAAAUGUCACUUCAUGGUGCAAGAGGGCAUUGUCCUUGGUCAUCGAGUAUCCAAACAAGGCCUAGAAGUUGACAAGGCAAAGAUAUCUGUUAUUGAGCAAUUGCCUCCACCAACAAGUGUUAAGGGUAUUAGAAGUUUCUUGGGUCAUGCGGGAUUCUACCGUCGGUUCAUUAAAGAUUUCUCUAAGAUCACUAAGCCUUUGUGCAAUUUGUUGGAGAAAGAUAGGGAGUUCAAGUUUGAUGACACUUGUAUGAACUCUUUUGAGGAAUUAAAGAAGAAGCUCACCUCAGCACCCAUUUUAGUGGCACCUAAUUGGGAGCUACCCUUCAUUAUUAUGGCAGAUGCUAGUGAUUUUGCCGUUGGAGUAGUUCUAGGACAAAAAGUAGAUAAGGUCUUCCAUCCCAUCUACUAUGCUAGUAAAACGUUGGAUGAUGCCCAACUUAACUACACUACUACUGAGAAAGAAUUGCUUGCAGUGGUGUUUGCUUGUGAGAAAUUCCGGUCUUAUAUUGUGGGCACCAAAGUGACUAUCUAUACGGACCACUCGGCCCUAAAGUAUCUGUUUACGAAGAAAGAUUCCAAGGCACGCCUAAUUCGAUGGGUCCUUUUGCUUCAAGAAUUUGAUUUGGAAAUUGUUGAUAGGAAAGGCACUGAGAACCAAGUGGCCGAUCAUCUAUCUCGAUUAAGUAAUGAAGCUCAACAUGAUCAUUGUCAAGAGAUCAAUGCAGCUUUUCCUGAUGAAUGCUUGUUCUUUGUGGAUAACUCAACUACUCCAUGGUAUGCAGAUCUGGUUAAUUAUCUGGUUUGUGGAACUCUGCCACUAGACCUUAACUCUCAUCAAAAGAGGAAAUUUCUUCACGAUGCAAAGUUGUACUUCUGGGAAGAACCUUAUUUGUUCAAGAGAUGUGCCGAUCAGAUGAUAAGAAGAUGUGUUCCGGAGCACAGGGUAACUUUGGCUUAUCAUCCUCAAUCAAAUGGCCAAGCAGAAAUAUCCAACCGAGAGAUCAAAAGCAUUCUUGAGAAGGUAGUAGGUGCAACAAGAAAAGAUUGGUCAUUAAAACUGGAUGAUGCUCUUUGGGCCUACAGGACAGCAUAUAAAACUCCGAUUGGGAUGUCUCCCUAUCGGUUGGUGUUUGGAAAAGCAUGUCAUUUGCCUGUAGAAUUGGAACAUGGAGCUUAUUGGGCCAUAAAAAAGCUCAACUUUGACUUUCAAGCUGUUGGUGCAAAAAGGCUCCUACAACUGAAUGAGUUAGAGGAAUUUCGCCUUAAUGCCUAUGAAAGUGCAAGGCUCUAUAAAGAACGGACCAAGAAGUAUCAUGAUCAGAAAAUUAUUCCCAAGAUCUUUGAAGCAGGGCAAAAGGUGUUACUUCAUAAUUCCAAAUUGAGACUAUUUCCGGGCAAACUCAAAUCACGUUGGUCAGGGCCAUUUACUGUGGUACAAGCUGCCAACCAUGGUGCAGUGGAGCUGGAAAAUGAAAAAGGUGAAAGAUUUCAUGCCAAUGGCCAACGUUUGAAGCAUUAUUGGGGUGGAAAGGUGGAUCGUCAAGCCUCUUGGUUUAUUCCUCAAACUUUGGAGCUCGGCAGGAGUGGUUGA